Molecule: messenger RNA, 1405 nt
Organism: Rubroshorea leprosula
Lineage: Eukaryota; Viridiplantae; Streptophyta; Magnoliopsida; Malvales; Dipterocarpaceae
Source: the annotation of a GenBank genome assembly
ACGUCAUCCUUAACAGAAGGGGUGAUUUGCGGAUUUCAUGUAGUAGAAGGGCUGAUUUGCCAGUGUUUCUUGUACAGGGGCUGAAUUGCCACAACAUUGCAGCCUAUCUAAGCUCUCUCAUCAUAGAAACUAUUGAAAAUGGCAAAGUCUUUGAGCUUUAUUUUGGUUCUUUCUCUUCUUUUCCUUGUUCCUCUUUGUUUCUCCAAUGAGACUCAUGGAGACUGCCUCUACCCACAAUUUUAUGACCAUUCUUGCCCCAAAGCAAAAGAGAUUGUAAAAUCCAUAGUGGCUAAAGCUAUAGCAAAAGAAGCACGUACGGGUGCUUCACUAAUUAGGUUGCAUUUCCAUGAUUGUUUUGUCAAGGGAUGUGAUGCAUCAUUACUGUUAGACAGCAGUGGGACUAUAAUCAGUGAGAAGGGAUCAAACCCCAACAGGAACUCUGCUCGAAAAUUCGAAGUCAUUGAUGAGAUCAAAGCUGCAUUAGAGAAGGAGUGCCCUCGGACGGUGUCUUGUGCUGAUAUCCUGGCCUUGGCUGCUAGAGAUUCUACCGUUCUUACAGGCGGACCUAGCUGGGAAGUCCCUCUGGGAAGAAGAGACGCCAGAAGUGCAAGCUUGAGUGGCUCCAACAACGAUAUUCCUGCUCCAAACAACACGUUUCAGACAAUUCUUACCAAGUUCAAGCGCCAAGGUCUUGAUAUAGUUGAUCUUGUUGCCCUGUCUGGGAGUCACACCAUUGGAAAUGCGAGAUGCACCAGCUUCAGGCAGAGGCUCUACAACCAGACUGGAAAUGGAAAGCCUGACAACACUCUGGAUCCAGCAUAUGCUGCCCAACUGCGCACCAGAUGCCCACAAUCCGGUGGCGACCAGAACCUGUUCUUCUUGGACUAUGUUAGCCCAACCAAGUUUGAUAAUAACUACUUCAAGAACAUCUUGGCUUUCAAGGGCUUGUUGAAUUCUGAUGAAAUUCUAUUGACCAGAAAUGAAGAGUCAAAGGAGUUGGUUGAGAAAUAUGCUAAGGACCAGGGUCUUUUCUUCCAGCAAUUUGCCAAGUCCAUGGUCAAGAUGGGAAAUAUCUCUCCCCUGACAGGUAUUAGGGGUGAGAUUAGAAAGAACUGCAGGAGAAUCAAUGCUUAACUUAAAAGGAGAUGCAAAUGACAGAAGUAAUUAUCCUGCAGGAUGUAUUGUCGUUUUUAGUUUCCUGUUUUCUGUUUCUAGCUUUGAUGUUCUGGACGUGGAAAUUGUUGAAUUCAGUUCUUAAGGUGGUGUUUAUCGAAUUUUGAAUAAUAAUUGUAUGAUUUACUUGAUAUGAAGGUCUCUUGCAUAUCCAUAAUGUAAUGGAAUUUCACACUUUUCAAGGUGAAAAAGGUCAUUUACCAUUUUGCUCAAAUAAAAGAUUCAGACAUAA